UGCAGUUGCGGGACCGCUGCAAAGAGCUGUAGCCAUGUUCGGAGGGAUCUUGCCCCUGGUGCUGCUCCUCCCCCUGGUGGCCUCUGUCACCCCUUCCAAGGCCCCUCCCAGGUUCUGCAGACGCUGCUGUGACCACCUCGAGCCGCCCGAGGGCUCUUCCUCCCGCGCCGCCCCUCCCCAGCAGGUGCCCGAAGUGCGGACCUUCAUCAACAUGACCAUCCUCAAAGGGGACAAAGGUGACAGGGGGGACAAGGGGACACCAGGGAAAUCUGGUAUCGAGGGGCCCCCAGGAGCCCGUGGCCCCAUGGGUGACAAAGGAAGCCAGGGCCAGGCCGGUCCCCCUGGAGACGCCUGCAAAACCCAGCACUCUGCUUUCUCUGUGGGCAGACGGAAGGCCCUGCACAGCGAGGAGUACUACCAGGCCCUGGUCUUCGACACGGUCUUCGUCAACCUCCACGAGCACUUCAACAUGUUCAAGGGCAAGUUCUACUGCUACAUACCGGGCGUCUACUUCUUCAACGUCAACAUCCACACCUGGAACUUCAAGGAGACCUACCUGCACAUCAUGCAGAACGACCAGGAGAAGGUGAUCGUGUACGCGCAGCCCAGCGAGCGGAGCAUCAUGCAGAGCCAGAGCAUCAUGCUCUCCCUGGAGCAGAACGACGAGGUGUGGGUGCGCCUCUACAAGCGCGAGCGCGAGAACGCCGUGUACAGCGACGACGUGGACGUCUACAUCACCUUCAACGGCUACCUCAUCAAGGCCAACGUGGAGUAGGUCGCAGACUCCGCUGCCCAGCCGCCGGUCUACUUUUAACCCCUAAGAAGAGGUCCUCUUUCAUGGGGCUUGAAUACCCAAUCUUAAAAAAAAACGGAAAAAAAAACUGAUCUAACAGAAGCCACUGACGAAAUGGAAAAGUAAAAUAAACCAGUAAAAUCAGCUGAAUAAACAACAAACAAGUAAACCAGACCCUGAGACCUUGAAGGGUGUCUGUAAAUGGCCUGUUUUUCUAAUCCCAUUCUCCUUUUUUAUAAAAUGCUAAUUAAUACAUUGCCAUUUUUAACAUUUGUUUGGAGGGAAGGUAUUCAAUGUUUACAAUGGUACUGUUUACCCUGGUUUUUGGACAUUUAAUACGAUAUCUUGGUGCUGCAGGCCUGCACUGAAGGGACCACAGGCUCAGGUUGAUAUCCUCACAAAACCUAUGAUAUUUUGGUGCUCCGUUAAUGUUUUGUAUCCAGAGACAACAAUAAGAUAAAAUAAAAAAAACAUUUCAAAAGAGUAAGGUGCUGUAUUGGAUCUGCAGAAUUCUGCAGGGAUCAGUUUGCCAAGUUUAAAACAUUUUCUGCAGCUGCCUACAGUUAAAUGGCUCCAUGACUAAUCCCCAAAGACGCCAUUCAUCUCCACAGCUUCUCCUUAAAAACCCUUCUUUGAACCUGAAGAAAAACAAACUAAAAUGGAAGAAGGAGGAACACAAGAAUUGACCGAAAGUUGACUUUCUCAAGUCGACUUUCUCAAAUUGUCCCCGACAGGAUGAACAGAACCCUGUGACAGGCAGUGGUUCUGUAAAAGCGCUGGUUAUAGUUACAGUUGUAAAAAAGUUUUAUUGUUUUUUUAAAGCGACCGCUUUUUUCAGCAGUUUGUUGGCACUGCUUAUGACAUUGUCUGAACUGAUUAAACAUAUUUCUUUCAGUAUAUUAUAGUCCCUAAAGCAUUACAAACCAUAAUGAGGCAAGCAGCAGUUGUUGUAAAAGGUGACGCAUAUACGCACACAGUGUGUCAAACUUUGUCAUACUGUAAGAGGUAGCCUUUUUGAAUCUUUUUUUAAAUUUGCAUUAUGUCUGUUCAAUCAAAAUGUUUCUGACCAAAUUAUUGGGCCCUAAAAUCAAGACUCCCUAAUGCUAGUUAUGCAGAGAUGCACGGUGGGGGUGCAUUUCCGAAGCAGGGGAUCCACUGAAAGGGUGGAAAACGUCUCAGUCACCCUCAGUCCCAAUGAAAUUGCAAUUUGCCCACCCGUCCGUGGUCAGAAAGCCACAGCUGGCUGGGGGGCUGUUUUUGAACAGAUUUGAAACAGGAAGUCGAGGACGUGUGCUGGUUCUCUCUAACUGAAUCCAGACUUUCACCGCUGUUGGUUUAUGAAGGAGUUGGGGAGAGAGAAUGCAAGUACAGAGAAAAGAAAAAGAGUGAAAAAGACAGAGAGGGAACGUAAAAAUCUAUCUCAACUGGUAAAUUGUAGUAAGUACUUGAUGGCUCAAUUGUGUUCUUUAGGAAAUUACUUAGUUUGUCGUUCAUGCCAGCCCUGGGAAGCAAAUGCAGGAAGUAGAGUAAAUGAGGACUGGCAUCCUCACAGAGUUCCCCUGACCUGUGAGAACUGUGGGGGUUCUAGGGGCUGACAAUUUCUUGGCCAAGUCAGUGGGAGUAGGGAUUUUACGGCUCGGUUUUAGCAUUGCCAACACAAACAUCAGUGAGACCGAAGGCAUGUCAGGACUUGGGCAAAUGGAGUUUGCAGCAAACUCGGUAGCACAAAUGAACUGAAGUGUAGUGUAAGCAAUAGAGGCAAAAGUCAGAGUCUAUUAAAUCAGGGAUUAUGGCUGUGGUGCAGAGUUGUGGCUCUGGCUAUGGGCAGUAGUCUCAGGUGGAAACAUCCACUGGCUGAUUAUCUCGGAUGCGAUACGCUUCAACAGAAUUGCGAUUUAAUGAGUUGCCGUGGUGCGGUUGCACUCACCUAAACCAGCAAGUGAGCACUCACCUAAACCAGCACGUGAGCAAAGACCAGAAAAGACAAGACAUUGUCCUUGUAAUCUCUUCCGGUGGGUGAGUGAACCCAGAAAGUAUGGAGCAAUUAAUUGGCAACUGAAAAGGCAAAUGAAAUGUAAUCAUAAACAAGACUGAAGGAUGUAAGUGAGUACAGAAACAGGAUAUCAACACAAGGGAUUAUGGGAUGUUAAAAUGCCUUCAGCUUGUGUAUAUCAUUAUUUGUGGAAUGUCCACAGUUUACGGGCCAAAAGCUUACUUUCAAAGUAUUCCCUGAAAGAUUAUUAUUUUUGUUGUUGUUGUUGUUCAUGUUUUAGGUUCCAAAAUUGGUGCUUAGGUCUUGUUUGACUGUGGGUGCUACCAUUGUAUUGGAUUCAAUAAAUGUGCAAUC
Conger conger (European conger) is the source of this 3140-nucleotide messenger RNA. RefSeq names its product complement C1q tumor necrosis factor-related protein 1-like. Bases 35 to 775 code for a protein of 246 amino acids. The record is from RefSeq and is a predicted model, not a curated record. NCBI's taxonomy places the organism in Eukaryota, Metazoa, Chordata, Actinopteri, Anguilliformes, Congridae. The transcript is spliced from 3 exons. Gene Ontology annotation, molecular function: protein binding.